CUCAAUAUCCAUAAUGAAUCUGCAGCUGACUGGAGAGCAACAAUAACAAGAGAAGCUCCGCGAUAAAAACGUGUUAUUGUCUCGUCUCUGACACCUUUGCCAGCAUUCUGUCACCAACGCCCUUGGCGAAUUAACUCUGGCCUCCGCUUCCUCCGACUCGGAAACCGGCGGAGUGUCGCCGCCACCGCGGAAGAAAUACCGAGCUUCGGUGGUGGAGGGAGCAGGGGAGCUUGGGGCUGCAAUUGGGUCAGCGGCCCUGUCAACAGUUUUGGGGAUUUUAACUUUUCCCAAUUCACCCAUUGCUCCUGUCAUUCGAUUAAAUCCGCACAGUGUAGCCCACAUCUACAUUAAUAACAUGCAGGCCAACGGGGCAGGACAGGGUCAAGAUUCGGAGCUGUCCUGCCUAAACAACAGUGCGCAAAACGGAGAGCCGUCCUCCGCCGGGGGAGCUCACACUAACGUUAAUGGACUAUCCACAACAAACAAUGGGAACUCUGUCAGUAACAACGUCGGUAUCCCAGCCCCAGCAGCAUCCAACAACGCCGUGUCUUCGGAAGCAAACUCCGUGAAAAAGAAGAAGCGUCUCUCUCAGUCAGAGGAAGAUGUCAUUAGACUUAUAGGGCAACAUUUACACGAUUUAGGACUUAAUCAGACAGUGGACCUGUUGAUGCAGGAGUCUGGCUGCAGACUGGAGCAUUCCUCUGCCACGAAGUUCUGCAACCAUGUGGUGGAAGGAGAGUGGGACAAGGCUGAAAGUGACCUGAGUGAGCUGAAAGCAUUGAUGCAUUCUCCAAGUGCUAUUGUGCGGAUGAAGUUCCUGCUCCUGCAGCAGAAGUAUCUGGAGUAUCUGGAGGAUGCCAAGGUCCUGGAGGCGCUGCAGGUCCUGAGAGCUGAGCUCACUCCCCUCAAGUACAACGCAGAGCGUAUCCACAUCCUGAGCGGGUACCUGAUGUGCAGCCAUGCAGAAGACCUGAGAGCAAAGGCAGAGUGGGAGGGUAAAGGCACUGCCUCCCGCACUAAACUCCUGGACAAGUUACAGACGUACCUGCCUCCCUCUGUGAUGCUGCCUCCGCGCCGGCUGCAGACCCUGCUGAGGCAGGCUGUGGAGCUGCAGAGAGAGCGCUGCCUCUACCACAACACCAAGCUGGACAGUGGCCUGGACUCUGUGUCCCUCCUCCUGGACCACGCCUGCAGCCGGAAACAGUUCCCUUGUUACACCCAGCAGAUCCUCACCGAACACUGCAAUGAAGUGUGGUUCUGCAAGUUCUCCAAUGACGGCACCAAACUCGCAACGGGAUCCAAAGACACCACAGUCAUCGUGUGGCAUGUCAACACAGAGAGUCACCAGUUGAAACUGAUGAAGACUCUUGAGGGCCACGCCUACGGUGUCUCAUACCUGGCCUGGAGCCCUGAUGACACUUACUUGAUUGCCUGUGGCCCCGAUGACUGCUCAGAGCUGUGGCUGUGGAACGUACAGACGGGUGAGUUGCGGACAAAGAUGAGCCAAUCACACGAGGACAGUCUGACCAGUGUGGCCUGGAAUCCAGACGGCAAGCGCUUCGUCACCGGAGGCCAGAGGGGCCAGUUCUACCAGUGUGAUCUGGAUGGUAACCUGCUGGACUCAUGGGAAGGAGUAAGGGUUCAAUGCCUGUGGUGCCUGGGUGACGCUCGGACCGUCCUGGCAUCAGACACACACCAGCGUAUCCGUGGUUACAACUUUGAGGACCUUACGGACAGAAACAUAGUCCAGGAGGACCAUCCAAUCAUGUCUUUCACAGUUUCAAAGAACGGGAGGUUAGUUCUGCUGAAUGUGGCUACUCAGGGUGUGCACCUGUGGGACCUACAUGACCGGGUGCUGGUGAGGAAGUAUCAGGGCGUGACACAGGGCUUCUACACCAUCCACUCUUGCUUUGGAGGACACAACGAAGACUUCAUCGCCAGUGGGAGUGAGGAUCACAAAGUGUACAUCUGGCACAGGCGCAGUGAGCUGCCCAUCGCAGAGUUGACAGGUCAUACACGUACAGUGAACUGUGUGAGCUGGAAUCCUGUAGUGCCCGGUCUCCUGGCCAGCGCCUCAGACGACGGCACCGUUCGAAUCUGGGGGCCCGCCCCUUUCCUUGAUGUCCAGGACGCUGAGGGGCUAAACGAAUGUUGUAGCAUGGACAGCUGAUGGUGACCUUGGAGCAGAAGACACUACUUCUCGAAUCCAGGAGAACAACACUAGACUCUAACAAAUGAAGCAGAGAAACUAUUGCAUUUUGACAGCUGCUUUCUGGAGGUUUGACCCUGGGGCUGUGCUCCGGCGGCAGGUGAUAAUGUCACACACACACGGAGCUGUCAGACAAAUCACAGAAGUUAACUGAUUACCAAGCAGCCACCUUGACUGUGACAUCCCACCUCCUCUUACCUGUCUCCCACCUCUUACCUGUGGCUCACAGUGUCUGAUGUCUGCACCUCCUGUGUUCAGCCAGGCCCCAUCCUCUUUUGUCUCGGAGCUAACCCCAGGACUGCCACCUUUCACCUGCCUCGUUGAGAGUUUAUUAUUUAUUAUUGAUAAUAUUAUUUAUUGUCAUGAUUAGUACGUUGAUAUAUAUAUAGAGAGGGCUGUAGUGGUGGAGAGUGAUAAGGGUAUAUAUAGUGCUGUGAAACUAUCUGCUCCCUUUCUAAUAGUCUCCUUUUGCUUAUUGUUUUAUACUGAAUGCUAUCAGAUCUUCAACCAAAACUGAAUAUUAGAUCAAGGGAACCUGAGUGAAUAAAUAACACAACCGUUACAUACUUAUUUUCAUAAACAAAGUUGUGCAACACCCCUGUUUGAAAAAGUAAUUGCCCACUUACACUCAGUAGCUGGUUGUGCCACCUUGACCUAGAAUGACUCGAACCAAACGUUUCCUGUCGUUGUUAAUUAGUCUCUCAUGUCGCUGUGGAGGAAUUUUGGCCCACUCUUCCAUGUAGAACUCCUUUAACUCAGUGACAUUUGUGGGUUUUCAAGCAUGAAAUGCUAGUUUCAAAUCCUGCCACAUCUCAAUUGGGAUUAGGUCUGGACUUUGACUUGGCCAUUCCAAAACUUCAAAUGUGUUGCUUUUUAGCCAUUUUCAUGUAGGCUUGAUUGUGUGUUUUGGAUCAUGUCUUGCUGUGUGGCCCAGCUGGGUUUCCGCUUCAGCUCACGGAGGGAUAGCCUGACAAUCUCCUGUAGAAUUCUGAUACAGAGCGGAAUUCAUGGUUUGUUCUAUUAAGGCAAGUCACCCAGGUCCUGAGGCAGCAAAGCAUCCCCAAACCAUCACACUACCACCAUCAUGCUUAAGGUUUUUAUUGUGGAAUGCAGUGUUUGGUUUUCAUCAGGUGUUAUUGGACCCAUGUCUUCAUAAAAGUUAUACUUUUGAAAAGUCUGUCCAUAGAACAUUCUUCCUAGAGUCUUGAGGAUAAUCCAGGUACUUUGUUGGCAAACUUGAGUAAACCUUUUGGAUGAGAAGGGUCCCAUUAUGUCCUGCGAAUCCAAACACUGCAUUCCACAGUAAGAAACUCAUACCAACGGUCAAGCAUGGUAGUGGUAGUGUGAUGGGUUGGGGAUGCUUUGCUGCCUCAGGAUCUAGAUUACUUCCCUUAAUAGAAGGAACCAUUAA
Oncorhynchus gorbuscha (pink salmon) is the source of this 3620-nucleotide messenger RNA. Its product is annotated as WD repeat-containing protein 26-like. Lineage: Eukaryota; Metazoa; Chordata; Actinopteri; Salmoniformes; Salmonidae. Gene Ontology annotation, cellular component: GID complex. The record is from RefSeq and is a predicted model, not a curated record. The coding region runs from base 356 to 2170 and encodes 604 amino acids. The transcript is spliced from 14 exons. Gene Ontology annotation, molecular function: protein binding. Gene Ontology annotation, biological process: proteasome-mediated ubiquitin-dependent protein catabolic process.